Molecule: messenger RNA, 1703 nt
Organism: Coregonus clupeaformis (lake whitefish)
Lineage: Eukaryota; Metazoa; Chordata; Actinopteri; Salmoniformes; Salmonidae
Gene: senp3a
Product: SUMO specific peptidase 3a
Exons: 10
Coding region: 35-1420 (461 amino acids)
Biological process (GO): protein desumoylation
Cellular component (GO): nucleus
Molecular function (GO): deSUMOylase activity
Source: RefSeq, a predicted model, not a curated record
GGAGGAAGCUAGCAUGUGGGGCAUGGAAUAACGUAUGGAUAUGGACCACGAUAAAGAGGAUAAGGAAGAGGAGGAGGGUUUCAGUUGGGAAGAACCAGGAGAGGAUGAUUGGACUGCACCACUUCUAUCACCAUCACAUCAUCAGAGUAGACCCACAGCCAGUAACUCUGCUAGCCCCUCACAAAUAAAAACACAGCCCAAUGGGUUCAGGAUGCGGAGGCUGCUGCGCUGGCAUGGACUCAGCAGGACUGUGAACCGCCGCACUCGCUUGGCCCUGCAUUGGAGGACAUGGUGCCAGCGGGCUAAAUGGGCUGGGACUUUGGGCCUGGGGUACAGGCGAGCUAGGACUAGGAUGUGGCACCGCAGGAACAGACAUCUCCACAGCAGACUGAAGCCAGGAAGAUCCCGUCUGAAUGGGGGAUCUCAAGGCUGCUUUCAGGAAAGGGAAGAUAUAGAGGCGGGAGAUGACUCUUGGGCAUGUGGGACUAAUGGACUCAUAGGGAAUGAGGUGGCGAGCAAUGCAGCCAAGGUUGGGGACAGGGACGGGCUGGGCUUCCAUGAAUCACCUAUAGGCCUGCCAACCAUCCACAAGGAUAAACCUCCUCCUCAGCAGCAACUCAGCAGUGAACACAUCUCCUGUGUACAAGGUAUGUUGAAUGAAUUCCUGCAGCAGUACGGGAGCAUGAUCCCUAUCCAUGUGGAUGAGGUGGUGGACAAGCUACAGGACAUCUUCCCCAGCAAGAGCUUCUCCGAUCCACACAGGAAAGUGGUUGUGCAGCACCUCAUCCAGUCUUACCAGCGUCUGUCUGGGACUGCCAUGGUGAGGGGGUUCUGUGUCAACUACAAGCGACAUGCCCUCACAAUGGAUGACCUCAGCACGUUGUAUGGACAGAACUGGCUCAAUGACCAGAUCAUGAACAUGUAUGGGGAUUUGGUUAUGGACACAGUCCCAGAAGAGGUUCAUUUUUUCAACAGCUUUUUUUACGACAAGUUGAGGACAAAGGGCUAUGACGGGGUCAAACGGUGGACAAAAAAUGUGAACAUUUUCCAGAAGAGGCUACUGUUGAUCCCUAUCCAUCUGGAGGUGCACUGGUCUCUGGUGUGUGUGGAUGUCCCACAGCGCGCCAUCACAUACUUCGACUCCCAGCGCACCCUCAACCGCCGCUGCCCAAAGCACAUUGCAAAAUACUUACAGGCUGAGGCAAUCAAGAAAGAGCAGAAGGAUUUUAUCACAGGGUGGAAGGGUUUCUUCAAAAUGAACGUGGGCAGGCAGAACAAUGACAGCGACUGCGGAGCAUUUGUCCUUCAGUACUGUAAGUACCUAGCCUUGGAGCAGCCGUUCAGUUUUGGCCAGCUGGACAUGCCAAAGCUGAGGAGACUCAUGUACAAAGAGUUGUGUCAUUGCAAGCUCUCACUGUGAGCUUGAAUGAAACAACUAUCACAGAACGAAAGAAGACGAAGACUAUUCACCCUUCCCUUCCCCCAACUCUCUAGGCAGAUAUUUUUUUUAACAAGAUGGACAUUGUUGCAUUUUUUUCUUUCUCACACCCACUCACUCUUUAUAUCUGUUUAUUUUCCCUUUUGAUUUAAGUAAACAGUACUGUACUCUCCUAUGAAAUCCCAUGAGGACACUAAAUUGUACUCCUGAGUGGCGCAGUGGUCUAAGGCACUGCAUCGCAGUGCAAACUGUGCCACUAGAGAUC